GCAGAGGAAGGAGGUGAUGGAGCAGGGAGUAGGAGGAGGAAGAGGAGGAAGAGGAAGGUUGGAGUGAAGCGACCAGCAGCAGGUCUGACGGUGAUGAUGAUGGUGACGGUGAUGAUGGUGCGGCUGUGAGUCAGACGGCGGAGGACCCGGGAUGCUCACAGACGCUCCGGACUGAACGAACCGGGCAGACACGCAGAGCCGACCGCGAGCCGAACCCCAGAGGAUCCGGCGCCGACACGCACGCACACAGCUGAUUGUUCCAGAGUGGCAGGAGGACUUCAACUCCCAGAAUGCCUGAGCAGAGCAACGACUACCGGGUGGUGGUAUUUGGAGCCGGCGGGGUGGGGAAGAGUUCGCUGGUCCUUCGGUUUGUUAAAGGCACCUUCAGAGACACCUACAUCCCCACCGUGGAGGACACCUACAGACAGGUGAUCAGCUGCGACAAGAGCGUCUGCACGCUGCAGAUCACAGACACAACAGGAAGUCACCAGUUCCCCGCCAUGCAGAGGCUCUCCAUCUCCAAAGGCCACGCCUUCAUCCUGGUCUACUCCAUCACCAGCCGCCAGUCCCUGGAGGAGCUCAAACCCAUCUACCAACAGAUUCUGGCCAUUAAAGGGAGCGUGGAGUCCAUUCCCAUCAUGCUCGUGGGCAACAAGAGCGACGAGACAGCCCAGCGCGAGGUGGAGACGAAAAUGGGCGAGGCCCAGGCCACGUCCUGGAAGUGCGCCUUCAUGGAGACGUCGGCGAAGACCAACAGCAACGUGAAGGAACUCUUCCAGGAGCUGCUGGCGCUGGAGAAGAAACGGGACAUGAGCCUGAGCAUCGACGGCAAACGCUCGGGGAAACAGAAACGAGCCGACAAGCUGAAGGGGAAGUGCAGCGUGAUGUAGGGCGAGCGAGGAGCAGCGGCUGCAGAGGACUCGCUGUGGAUAGAUCCACGGAGGAGGCAGGCCGCCUUCACGCUCCUGAACCAGGAAGCCCAGAUAAAAGAGAACGCCUGUAACCUACUGAGACAGUCGAGCCUGGAGCAUUUACACCAGGCCUGAACUGGACUCUUUGUUGUCUGUACAUAUUCCUGUAGAACCUGAUUAGCUCCACUGUAAACAACACUAACCUUAAGACAAAGGGGGAAAAACAUGUUUUAUUACCAAUGUUUCAGUGGUUUCUAAACUUUGCUGGACCCGGAAAUACUUUAGGAUUAUAUAAUUUGGUGUUUCCGUCUGACAGUAAUGGCAGAGUACGUCGGUUUUACAGCAUGCACCUCAAUAUCAAGGCUUAAACUGCACUCUGAGGCUGAAAGCUGCAUCUAGUCGUCACUGACCGUGACUUAUCCGUACGCUUUUAUCUCUUCACUGGCUGCUUGUAUCGCAUGAGGAAAAGGAGGAAAUCUGGAAAUUCGGAUGCAACACGUUAACGGGUUCUGGGCUCGGAGGAAGAGGGGGGGUUCCCAGUUUGCAACAUCAGUGGUCAGCUGCUGGCAGAAAUGCAAUGUAAUAUUUCUAAUGUGGUUUUUUGUUGUCGUAGAACUGGAAAAAAGUGUCAUCGUAGUUUCUUUAGAGAUGCACUGAUCAGAGUAGAUCUCUCAGGCGGGGGUCUCUAGAUCCGUUCCUCCGGGACAUGUCUUCUGCAGCUUGUAGGCAUGUUGCUGGUCCUGCACACCUGAAUACAUGCCUCCUCAGCACGCAUUCAAGUCCCACAGAGCCUUGCUAAUGAGCUAAUUAUUGGUGUGGAAGCAGAGAUGCAUCCAGGGCUCCAGUCCUCCAGGACUUUUAGUUUCAGUCCCCUGUUCUAAAAGCUACAACACAUUCAAUUCCAUUUAUUUAAACUUUGAUUUAAUUCAACCAUUAAAUGCAACAAGCAUUGGUGGAGCUUAAAAGAAAAAUGUGCCUCAGGGUCCUUCAUGGAGAUAGUUAAAAAAAUGUAUGUACCAUUAUUGUCUCCAACCGUUAUUUGAUUUAAGCUAAAAUCUAUUCAACGUGCGUUAAAAGGCUGCUGCUCAGUUUGUUGAUGCGUUUACAGACUGAGGAAAGUUUAAGUUUUGUUUUUAUGCAUUUAAUGAACUAAAACUUUUUUUUUGUAUUUGACCUCCAGAUCACAAUCCAGAGAUUAUCUAAUUCUGACCAACUACUGCAACUUGAAUCCAAAAUUGCCCCUCUGAAAUUUUAAUUUUCUUAAGGAAGGAAUGAAGCGUUGAGUUUGUACUUUAGGGGAAAUGUUUAAAUAUUCUACUUGAUGUAAUCUGAACCUUGAGAUUUCACCAGAAUUUCCGUUUUGGGUCUUUGACGUGUAAUUUCUUACAAAUGUGCUGGUGAAGAUUCUCAGUCAUCCAGGUCAUGGUUAUUCCAAAAAAAAUUAAAAACAAAGCAACUGGACUUGUU
Fundulus heteroclitus (mummichog) is the source of this 2378-nucleotide messenger RNA. It is a transcript of the gene diras1a, whose product is annotated as DIRAS family, GTP-binding RAS-like 1a. The record is from RefSeq and is a predicted model, not a curated record. Gene Ontology annotation, molecular function: GDP binding; GTP binding; GTPase activity. Gene Ontology annotation, cellular component: plasma membrane. Lineage: Eukaryota; Metazoa; Chordata; Actinopteri; Cyprinodontiformes; Fundulidae. The transcript is spliced from 4 exons. Bases 291 to 890 code for a protein of 199 amino acids. Gene Ontology annotation, biological process: signal transduction.